AUGGAACACAGGAAGGCUUUUUUCUUCUCCGCUCUUUGUUUUCUCGUCUUGGUUUCUGGUAACGAAGCCAACAAUGGGGACGAUCGAUUUUUGUCCGGAAUCGAUAUUAUCAUAGACAAGCCGGACUUGACUACUUCUCCUCGGCCGAUCGUUCCCACAACUCAAACGACUCCACGUCCGACAACUCGAACAACUCCACUUCCGCCAACCCCACCAACUCAGAAGCCACCAAAUCCUAACGAGUGUUCCAAUCUUCAGGGUUUCCCUUGCUAUAAGUUGCCAACAGGUUGCGUUUGCCCUAUGAAUAGACAGACACCGUGGAUAGAUGCCCACAAUUUUUGCAAAGCUAACGGCCGGUCCCUCAUAAGCUUCAAAUCAGCCGCUAAACAGACCGAAUUUGAAACUUAUUUGCCUUCCAUAAUAGGAAAAGAUAACCUGUUCACGACAAUUGGAUUUUGGACGUCGGGAUUGUUCUGUUUAGAGGCAUCAACUUUGUGCUCGAUGAAGAACACCUGGGCCUGGGCUGCUACACGCGAGGAGUUUAGCUAUACCAACUGGUUAGCAGGUGAACCGAACAUGAGCAGCUCGCCAAAAGGUGCGUGCGUCCGUGCAGUGCCCACCGUCAGGUACCAGUGGGACGACAUUGAUUGCGGCCAGUUCCUCCCCUUCAUCUGCGAAUGA
Messenger RNA from Daphnia carinata, 681 nucleotides. RefSeq names its product C-type lectin BfL-2-like. Gene Ontology annotation, biological process: biological process involved in interspecies interaction between organisms. Gene Ontology annotation, cellular component: external side of plasma membrane. The record is from RefSeq and is a predicted model, not a curated record. Lineage: Eukaryota; Metazoa; Arthropoda; Branchiopoda; Diplostraca; Daphniidae. The transcript has 5 exons. The coding region runs from base 1 to 681 and encodes 226 amino acids. Gene Ontology annotation, molecular function: carbohydrate binding.